AUGAAAAAGAACGUACCCAGAGGAUUCUAUGAGGAAAACGUGGCGACUGUGGAUGAUAUUGACGUAAGUGCUGUUGUGUGGAAAGAUAACAAGCCCGUUAACCUUCUUUCCACUUACGUAGGAGCAGAACCAGCAACCACAGUCACGCGCUUUGAUAAAUCGAAGAAAGAGAGAGUUGCUAUUCCAUGCCCCAAAGUCAUCAAGGAGUACAAUGCUCACAUGGGGGGCGUGGACUUAUUAGAUUCAUUUAUAGGUCGUUAUCACAUCACAAUGAAGAGCCGCAAGUGGACCAUGCGCUUAUUUUAUCAUUUCCUGGACCUCGCAGUUAUAAAUUCAUGGGUUAUGUUCAAGAAGGUAAAUAAUAUAAAAGGAAAUGAUCAACUUCUCAAUUUGGGUACAUUUAGACUAGAACUUGCCGAAACCCUCUGCAAAUUGGGUCUACCUGCAAAUGGCGCUAAACGUUGUCGACCUAGUGGCAGCACAAUACAAAGAGAUCUUGUAAUGAAGAAGUUCCGAGGACCAGCUCAAGCAAUUCCUUUGAAAGACGUCAGAUUGGAUCAGACAUGUCAUUGGGCAGUUUGGCUGGAUAAGCAGCAGAGGUGCAAAUUCCCGAAAUGUUCAGGAUUUACGUUCAAAAUGUGCCAAAAAUGUCGUGUAUCUUUAUGUGAUACGAAAAAAAGCAAUUGUUUUUAUAAAUAUCAUAAUUUAGAAUAA
This is a messenger RNA of Parnassius apollo (apollo), 714 nucleotides long. The record is from the annotation of a GenBank genome assembly. NCBI's taxonomy places the organism in Eukaryota, Metazoa, Arthropoda, Insecta, Lepidoptera, Papilionidae.